Messenger RNA from Chlorella variabilis, 873 nucleotides. RefSeq lists its product as hypothetical. The annotation marks the transcript as partial. Gene Ontology annotation, molecular function: ATP binding; ATP hydrolysis activity; proteasome-activating activity. The record is from RefSeq and is a predicted model, not a curated record. Gene Ontology annotation, cellular component: proteasome regulatory particle, base subcomplex. Gene Ontology annotation, biological process: proteasome-mediated ubiquitin-dependent protein catabolic process. The transcript has 6 exons. Lineage: Eukaryota; Viridiplantae; Chlorophyta; Trebouxiophyceae; Chlorellales; Chlorellaceae.
GGCUACGAGGAGCAGAAGCGCCAGAUAGAGGACACGGUGCUGCUGGCGCUGGCCAACCCUGAGGUGUACGACAGGAUUGCGGCCAGGACAAAGGCGCGAGGGGCACAGGCCGCCGGCUCCAACCGCCCCCGCGCCGUGCUGUUCGAGGGACCGCCAGGCACCGGCAAGACCACCAGCGCACGGGUGAUCGCUCAGCAAACUUGCGUACCGCUGGUGAAUGUGAAGUUUGAGAAGGUGCUCAGCAAGUGGUAUGGCGAGGACGAGCGCAACCUGGCAGAGGUGCUGCAGCUGUGCGAGGGCUUCCCCGCAGGCGCCAUUGUGUUCCUGGAUGAGCUGGACUCGCUCAUGACCUCCAGGAGCGACGGCCAGGGGCUGCACGAGGUCACGCGGCGCAUGCUGGGCAUCCUGCUGCGCCACCUGGACGGCUUUGAUGCCAGCCGACGCUCGGUGCUCAUUGGCGCCACCAACCGGGCGAGGGAUCUGGACCCCGCGCUGCGCAGCCGCUUUGCAGCGACCGUCACGUUUGGUCUCCCCAGCCAGGAGUCGAGGGCGGCCAUCCUGGGCCAGUACGCGCGGCAGCUGAGCGGCAGCGACCUGCAGGCGCUGGCCAGCGCCACCCGUGGCAUGGCGGGGCGCGACCUGCGCGCCGUGUGCGAGCAGACCGAGCGGCUGUGGGCGUCGGAGGCAAGCCUGGGUGGUUGGGAGGGGCAGGCAGCAGCCCAGCACUCCCGCCGACUGGCAGAGCAGCGUGCCAGAGCCCUCUCGGGGCGCUUGCAAGCGCCCGUCACGCUGCUGAAGCGCCGCUGCUGCCCAUGCCGGCUGCUGUGCAGAUCAUCCGGGGGCGCGUGCCGGAGGACCAGCUGCCUUCGGUGA